AUGUCGCUCUUGGUACUUUCGGGUCCAGACGUGGACAGAGUGACAUCCGCAUUGACUUCCGAAACGCUGCAGAAUCUAAUGGCCGAGGUCUUCUUCUAUAUCUCUGCUAACAAGAACAUUGUCACUCCUCAGAGGUCUGGGAUUGAGAUGUCCAAAUUCCGCGCGCUCUUCAUGCCCUCGCGAAUCGCUGGAGUUGGCACUUCCAUCAAGGUCGUAUCCGUUCCUACGGGUCCCUCUCGUGGUCUACCUGGGUCGACAUUGGUUAUCGAUGAGGAUACGGGAGCCGCCAAGGCGAUUGUCAACGCAAGCAACUUGACCGCACUCCGCACUGCAGCCGGAUCCACCCUCGCAACAGCUCUGCUUCACCCGCCUGAUGAUGCUCUAUUUAGAACGCUUGUUGCAUUUGGCGCUGGCAAGCAGAUUCAAGCUCACGUAGAUCUCCUACUCACGACAUAUCAGUCCCUGAAAGAAGUCACCAUCGUCAAUCGCUCCCUUAAUGAGCGUAUCACGGGUCUUGUUUCGUACCUCCGCUCCCGCCACCCAUCUGUAGUUUUCAAGAUCGGCGUCACCUCUAUCUCGUCGGAAUUAUUUGACCUGCAAGCCACUGUCACGUCUGCAGAUAUAAUCUGCACGGCUACCUCUUCAUCCGUGCCACUCUUCCCUUCUGAGUGGGUCAGGCCAGGUGUACACCUCAUCCUUGUCGGGAGCUACACUCCAUCGAUGCAUGAGAUAGAUACUGAACUUGUGCGUCGUGGCGGAGUGAUAGUCGUCGACUCACGCGAAGCAUGCCUUGUCGAAGCCGGAGAGCUACUCACUGCUGGGAUCAAAGAGGAAAACAUCGUGGAGAUCGGACAGCUCGUGCAAGAAAUUGGUCAUGAAGACGGACAAUGGAAGUGGAAGAGGAAUGACGAAGUGGUCACGCGACUUUCGAACGUAGGAGAUGUCACCAUAUUCAAAUCCGUUGGUGUCGGCGCCCAGGAUGUUGCGAUUGCGGCUGCAGUUGUCGAACGUGCAAAAGAAAUGGGUGUCGGAGUGACGGUCAAAGAUUACAGCGAAUAG
Molecule: messenger RNA, 1059 nt
Organism: Heterobasidion irregulare TC 32-1
Lineage: Eukaryota; Fungi; Basidiomycota; Agaricomycetes; Russulales; Bondarzewiaceae
Exons: 2
Coding region: 1-1059 (352 amino acids)
Cellular component (GO): cytoplasm
Source: RefSeq, a predicted model, not a curated record